Molecule: messenger RNA, 2441 nt
Organism: Peromyscus maniculatus bairdii (prairie deer mouse)
Lineage: Eukaryota; Metazoa; Chordata; Mammalia; Rodentia; Cricetidae
Source: RefSeq, a predicted model, not a curated record
UCAUCUUUUUGCAGGUUUAGCAAUGGAGUCCUCCUCUGCUGACACCAAUUCAACUGCCGCAUACUCACCACCUCUGUUUAAACCCCAAGACAUUAUCUCCAUGGUCAUCCUCAUCCUCACUUGCCUACUGGGACUGCCAGGCAAUGGGCUGGUGCUGUGGGUGGCUGGCCUAAAGAUGAAGCGGACUGUGAACACAGUUUGGUUUCUCCAUCUCACCCUGGCCGACUUCCUCUGCUGCCUCUCCUUGCCCUUCUCCCUGGCUCACCUGAUUCUCCAAGGACACUGGCCCUAUGGUUUGUUCCUAUGCAAACUUAUCCCAUCCAUCAUCGUCCUCAACAUGUUUGCCAGUGUCUUCCUGCUCACCGCCAUUAGCCUGGACCGCUGUCUGAUGGUGCACAAGCCAAUCUGGUGCCAGAACCAUCGGAAUGUGAGAACGGCCUUCAUCAUCUGCGCAUGUGUCUGGGUGGUGGCCUUUGUGAUGUGUGUACCAGUAUUUGUAUACCGAGAGGUGAUCAGUAUAGAUGAUCGUACUCUAUGUACCUAUCAUGUUGAUUCCCAUGAGCCCUUUGAUUAUGGGGACUACAUGUACGACAUAGACCUCCCAGAAAGCAAUUCUACUUACAACUCCAGUGCUCAGCUAACAGGACAAAUGGAUGACAGGCCUUCCUCUUCACAAAUAGGUGACCACCUUUGGACAGCUGUCACCAGCCUCCAGUCACAAGCAUUCCAAAGAUCUUCUGAAGAUCCACUCCCUCUAGAUUCAGCAAGACUGUCUAGUCAACCACCCCAUUACAGUGUAAAAGCUCCCGGUGUGCUCAUAGCCACCACACCCAGUGGGUUUCCUGUUGAAGAUCACAGAACCAACACACAGAACCCCGACGCUUUUCUCUCUGCUCAUAUACAGAUUUCCCCUCCUGCUUCUGGCAGUUAUGCAUCUCACCCUGAGCAGUCACAAGAUUUCCAGGAUGACUAUUUCGCCCAGUCCACGUAUAACAAUCAUGCACUAACACCUCUGGAGGCAAUGACCAUCACAAGGCUGGUGGUGGGCUUCCUGGUGCCCCUUUUUAUCAUGGUGGCUUGUUACAGCCUCAUUGUCUUCCGAAUGCGAAAAACCAACUUCACCAAGUCUCGGAGCAAAACCUUUCAGGUGGCCCUGGUGGUGGUGACUGUCUUUUUUGUCUGCUGGACACCAUACCAUAUUGUUGGAGUCCUUUUAUUGAUUGAUGACCUAGGAACUCCUUUGAGGCAAGCUGUGUUAUCUUGGGACAACAUGUCCAUUGCUUUAGCAUCUGCCAAUAGUUGCUUCAACCCCUUCCUUUAUGCCCUUUUGGGGAAAGACUUUAGGAAGAAAGCAAGACAGUCCAUAAAGGGCAUUCUGGAGGCAGCCUUCAGCGAGGAGCUCACACACUCUACCAGCUGUACCCAGGACAAAGCCUCUUCAAAAAGAAACAAUAUGAGUACAGAUGUGUGAAGAUGUGGAGCUGGAGACCUAAGCAGAUGUUCUCAGGGUUUUUCUGUCUCCUGCUGGGGAUGGGGGUAAACAGCACUGUGCCUGGCCCCCCUUUAUUCGUCUUCCACAUUAGACUUUGGCCUCACAUAGAAUAAAGCAGUGUUCUAAAGAUGCUUUUCUCCUCACCCCAAACUCAACGGAAGGAGACAUGAAGGGCGGAACUGUCAUUCUUCACCUCACUCUGAGGUCGCUGCCCUCUGAUGGCAAUACCAUCAAAAGGUUUGAAACACGAGUCUAGGUAUCUUGUAUGACAAAAGUGCUAGGCACACUCUCUUUGGGAUUUUUUUUUCCAAUUAAUGUUUAUCUGGACCAUGGUAUUAUAACGUAAUAUACGCACCCAAUUGUAAAGGAAUUAACGAAUAAUGAAAUGCAAAGGCCUCUUUCUCCAGUGCCCUCUUACUUCAGGAGAGCACCUUUGCAAGAAUGGGAGCUGUUUAUUCUGACAUUUACCACGAUGUGCCUAAAUCUUGUGCUUACACUGCUGUUUUUCGUAGAUGGAAUAAAAAUGUUUAUUUUGAAACAUGAGUAUUUUAUCCACUUUCAUAUUUUCAUCAACAUCCCAGUGUUGUUCAGUGAAUAUCAUACUUUCAUUUGUCCAUGACUGUCCUUUUCCUUUCACUUUUUGUUGCUAGAUUGUGUUUGCUUUAGAACCAGAGUCUCUCUAGGUAGCACAGGCUAGCCUCAGACUCACAGGUCUCUUGCUACAGCACUAGACGGGAGCACCAGCACCUCCAGCUGACGACACAAUUUUCUUGUCCAUACAUUUUGAUAACAUACUGCUUUUCUUCUGUCCUUUCAGUUUUUAUAUUAACACACAUUAAUUGUACAUAUAAGGUUCAAUGUGAUUGAUCCAUAUAUGCACACAGCAUUCACGCUUCAACCCCCAGACUCUGCUUAAUCAUUAUUCUUUCUGGUUGACUUUUUUUUUUUU